Messenger RNA from Octodon degus (degu), 4426 nucleotides. It is a transcript of the gene Sema3c, whose product is annotated as semaphorin 3C. Bases 396 to 2654 code for a protein of 752 amino acids. Gene Ontology annotation, biological process: neural crest cell migration; negative regulation of axon extension involved in axon guidance; axon guidance. Gene Ontology annotation, molecular function: chemorepellent activity; semaphorin receptor binding. Lineage: Eukaryota; Metazoa; Chordata; Mammalia; Rodentia; Octodontidae. The record is from RefSeq and is a predicted model, not a curated record. The transcript is spliced from 18 exons.
CAACGCGCUCGGCUUCUUUUUCUCCGGGCGCAGAGCGAGGUCGCCCGGAGCACAGCGGCUCCUGGGCACGGGGCAGGGCGGGUGCGACUGGCUCGGGACCGGAGGACCGGACCGAGACCGAGGGACGCUGACCAAGACCGGAGGACCAGCGGGGGACUCGAGGACCUGCCCGGCACCGGGUGCGCCCGUCCCGCUGCGGCGCUGCGGGCGGACCGAGCAGGGAGCCCCGGGAGCAGCAGCCCGACCCCGGAGGCGGCGGCCCCGCCCGCCCGGCUGUAACCCGACACCGCGCCCGCCGGUACAAAGCGCGCCCGGCCCGGCCCGGAGCCCAGCGCGGAGGACAAGCCGGCCCGGCCCGGUGUUUUCUCUUGGAUUUAACUUUCCAAACUGAAGAAAUGGCAUUCCGGGCAAUUUGCGUGUUGGUUGGAGCAUUUCUUUGCUGUGUCUGUGUAAACGGAUCUUCCCAGCCCCAAGCAAGAGUUUAUUUAACAUUUGAUGAGCUUCGAGCCACGAAGACCUCUGAAUACUUCAGCCUGUCCCACCACCCCUUAGACUACAGGAUUUUACUGAUGGAUGAAGAUCAGGACCGGAUCUACGUGGGCAGCAAAGAUCACAUUCUUUCCUUGAACAUUAACAACAUAAGUCAGGAACCUUUGAGUGUUUUCUGGCCAGCAUCCGCCAUCAAAAUUGAGGAGUGCAAAAUGGCUGGCAAAGAUCCUACGCACGGCUGUGGGAACUUCGUCCGCGUCAUCCAGACCUUCAACCGCACGCACCUGUACGUGUGUGGGAGCGGCGCUUUCAGCCCCGUCUGCACAUACCUGAACCGCGGCAGGAGAUCCGAGGACCAAGUUUUUGUGAUUGACUCCAAGUGUGAAUCCGGCAAAGGCCGCUGCUCGUUCAACCCCAGCGUGAACACAGUGUCUGUGAUGAUCAAUGAGGAGCUCUUCUCGGGAAUGUACAUAGAUUUCAUGGGGACAGACGCUGCUAUAUUCCGAAGUUUAACCAAGAGGAACGCAGUCAGAACCGAUCAACACAACUCCAAGUGGCUGAGUGAGCCCAUGUUCGUGGAUGCGCACUUGAUCCCGGAUGGCACGGACCCCAACGACGCCAAGGUGUACUUCUUCUUCAAAGAGAAGUUGACAGACAGCAACAGGAGCACGAAGCAGAUCCACUCCAUGGUUGCUAGGAUAUGCCCUAACGACACCGGGGGCCUGCGCAGCCUGGUCAACAAGUGGACCACCUUCCUGAAGGCGAGGCUGGUGUGCUCUGUCACCGACGAGGACGGGCCGGAAACGCACUUUGACGAGUUAGGUACGCGGCGUGCACAGCGGUGCCAGGUUUCUCGGAGGCCGGCACAGCCUCGCCCUUACACUUCCGCACACUCCGUCUUCCGAGGCUCCGCGGUGUGCGUGUACCACCUGGCUGACAUCCAGACCGUGUUCAACGGGCCCUUCGCGCACAAAGAGGGCCCGAACCACCAGCUCAUCUCCUACCAGGGGCGCAUCCCGUACCCGCGGCCUGGAACCUGUCCAGGAGGAGCAUUUACACCCAACAUGCGAACCACCAAGGAGUUCCCGGAUGAUGUGGUCACUUUCAUCCGGAACCAUCCACUCAUGUACAACUCCAUCUACCCAAUCCACAGGCGGCCUCUGAUGGUCCGCACAGGGACUGACUACAAGUAUACCAAGAUCGCGGUGGACCGCGUGAGUGCGGCGGAUGGCCGGUACCAUGUCCUGUUUCUGGGAACCGAUCGGGGCACCGUUCAGAAGGUCGUCGUUCUCCCGACCAACGGCUCUGCCAGGGGCGAGCUCAUUCUGGAGGAACUGGAAGUGUUCAAGAAUCGUGUUCCCAUAACAACUAUGAAAAUCUCACCCAAGAAGCAACAGUUGUACGUGAGCUCCAACGAAGGGAUUUCCCAAGUCUCCCUGCACCGCUGUGACAUCUACGGCUCGGCCUGUGCGGACUGCUGCCUGGCCAGGGACCCGUACUGCGCCUGGGAUGGCCACGCCUGCUCCAGGUUCUACCCCACCGGGAAGCGGCGGAGCCGAAGGCAAGAUGUGAGACACGGGAAUCCCCUGACCCAGUGCAGAGGGUUUAAUCUGAAAGGUUACAGAAAUGCAGCAGAAAUUGUUCAGUAUGGAGUCAAGAACAACACUACUUUCCUUGAGUGCUCCCCGAAGUCCCCCCAGGCCUCUGUCAAGUGGCUGUUACAGAAAGACAAAGACAGGAGGAAAGAGGUGAAGCUGACGGAGCGCAUCAUCGCCACCCCUCAGGGGCUCCUCAUCCGCUCCGUGCAAGACGCCGACCAAGGGCUCUAUCACUGCGUGGCCAUGGAGAACAGCUUCAAGCAGACCGUAGCCAAGAUCAACUUCAAAGUGCUCGACUCAGACAUGGUGGCUGUGGUGACAGACAAAUGGUCCCCAUGGACUUGGGCCAGCUCCGUGAGGGCGCUGCCCUUGCACCCCAAGGACAUGAUGGGGGCCUUCAGCCACUCUGAGGCGCAGAUGAUCAAUCAGUACUGCAAGGACGCCCGGCAGCAGCAGCAGCAGCUGGGCGAGGAGGCGCAGAAGCUGCGCGGGGACUACGGCAAGCUGAAGGCUCUUAUCAACGGCAGGAAGAGCAGGAACAGGAGAAAUCAUUUUCCAGAGUCGUAAUAUUUCCGUCCACCAGGCUUCUGCUUCCAGCAACAAAUGCUCUCUCUCCAGUGAUCAAGUUUUGAGCAAAAGAUCUUGUGCUUUCCCAUGAGAAGUUCCUGACAAAAGAUGAUUUUCCCGUGAACUGAACCGCGCAUGCAUUUUCUUGUACCAUAUUGACCAGCACUAGACAUGUCAUGUCCUCACGGUGCGUAUAAAUAUUUAACUUAACCCAGAUUUUAUUUAUGUCUUAGUCAUCUGUUCUUCAAAACCAGUAUGGCGGCUACAGAAGUAGAACUAUUACAUCCCUCUGCUGAACCAGGGCCAUGACCCUGGGAGCUUUCUUCCCUGCUUGAAGGGGUGAGAUUUCUAAGGGUCAGUGAUUUUAGAAACGAAACAAAUUCCAAUUCACAACUUUCACAUAGUAAAAAUCAUGUAAACACACAUAACAAAAGAAAAGAGGUGUAGAAUAGUUGCUAAGUGACAAAAAAGUAUCUAAAUAUUGCAUAAAGCAGGAAUGAUGGAUAAAGAGAACAUGAUAAAUUGAUAUGCUUCCAGUGAAAGUUAUUGUCCGCUAAGGUUGUUAAAGCUGUCAGUUAUGGUACCUGUCACUGACCUUCUCUACUUUCCGGAAGAGAAAAUGAGUGAUCUCUACCGUAAGGAGAUUUGGAGGCGGCCACACCAGGGACGGUUUAUAUGGUUCCAGUAGCAUCUUCCAAACAAAAGCACUUUCCUUUUUUUGGAAGUCAUUUAAGUUAUUAUAAACUUAAAUAUAAAGUUAAAAUAUUUCAUUGACUACUGUUCUGAUUCUAUUUUUUCUUGUCUGUGUGGCAAAUUAAAAAAAAACAAACCACAAGAAGAAAACAUUUCUGUGGCAUCAGGCUUUAACACGAGGCGUGAAACCAUCAACAUCCAAGAAGAGUUAAUGCUACUGGGAGGAAUUUAUAGCCAAUACGCACAGCUUCUAUACCUCUCACAACCAAGCUUGGUAAUUAAAUCCCCCGGGAAAUAAAUAAUCUCACACUGCAUAGUGACUGUUUAGACAACAUUUUAUUGUUUUAUAAUUAUUUAUGAAGAAAGUAAAAUAUAUGCAUAUGUGUGAACAAAGACAGACAUUCUCUGUGAAGAUCUCAGAUGUCUGUAUUUGUUCUUAUUAUAUUGUUUUUUCCUUCCAGAUAUUCUUUUGAAAGGAUGUCGGUACCUGUGUUCAAAUAUCUAUGAAUGUAAAUGUGGCGAGUUUUAUGAUAAAUAAGUGUUUUCUAAUUGCAUUUUGGGGUAGUUUUAUUGAAAUAAUUUAAUAGUAAAAUUAUUUUAUCCAAAUUAAAACUUAAAUGAGAGAAAUGUGAGAAAUUUCCUCAUGGUUUAAUAUUUCUUUUAAAAGCACAAUUGUGGCUUUUCCAUUUAAUUUUAAGACUUUUUUGUUUCCAGGUCAAAACAAAAAUUGCACCAUUUCCCUAUUCAAAAUCUAGUACAAAAAUUUUAUUUCUAGUUAGCAAUUCAUGAAGACAUAACAAAGGCAGAGAGUCAAUCUUUUUUAAUCUUGAGUGUAAAAGUCCAAGAACUAAAAUUACAGCUAGAAAUGCAGGUCGGUGGCAGAGUCUGUACUUGUCACCAAGAGGCCCUGCGUUUGAUGCCACCUUCAAGUCACAUAAACAUGGAAAACUAAGAUAUGGGUCAAAAAGAAAGUGGUCGCUGGUCAGAAUCUAAGAUGAUAAUUUAUUAUCCAGGUGGUGAUAACCUUCAGUAUUCUAAGAGGAAUUCCAGUAUUGCGAAAGGAAGGUCCACAUAUGCAA